This is a messenger RNA of Aplosporella prunicola CBS 121167, 663 nucleotides long. RefSeq lists its product as uncharacterized. Lineage: Eukaryota; Fungi; Ascomycota; Dothideomycetes; Botryosphaeriales; Aplosporellaceae. Bases 1 to 663 code for a protein of 220 amino acids. The transcript is spliced from 2 exons. The record is from RefSeq and is a predicted model, not a curated record.
AUGUCCACUCUAGAGAGUGAUGGCACACACAUUGCCGAAAGAAUCAAAAACCUCGAGGGUCAGCUGCAUGUUCGCGACCAGGCUUUGUCCUCGAACAAAACCGAACGCCUGCUUCAACUGGCAAGAAUCAGUGGCCUGGAUACCGAAAGCAAGAAGCAAUCCGAGGCUUCCGGGAAGAAAACUUGCUCGGAACGCGAUGCUGAGAUUGAGGACCUCAAGCUGAAGCAUCGGAACUUUCAGACUCAAAUUGAGGCUCUCGAAAUCGACGAACACCGCGUCAGAGACGUCAGCCUUGCUGAUCACAAUGAGGUCAGAGAUCUUCAGUCGAAAUGCUGGAGUCGCGACGAACGGAUUAGGAAACUCGAAGCAGAUGUUAAAAGUCAAGACGGUAAAAUAAAGCACCUUAAAACCCGGGUAUCGGCUGGCGAGUCAAAAUCACAACAGCUCGAAGCCGACAAGGUCCAGCAGGCUGAACGAAUUCAUCGUAUAGAAGACUGCAAUUCGAGAUACGAAGCCCUCAUUGGAGACAAGGACAAUCAGCUUCAUCGGGCAGAGUCAGGUUGUUGGAGCUUAAUGAGACUCUCUACUAUUGCAGCGGUUCGGGACCAAAUGAUUUCGGCAAAAAAUGACAUGGAGUUCGAGCUCCUGGUAGCGCUGCUGUAG